CACAUCAAAACACCCGGUGUCCUUGCAGUUAUGCUACUCGUGUUCUACGUUGUGACCGGUUUCUUGGAUGCCAUUGGUCUUCACGUUGUCUCAAACUUCUUCCUCGUUCCCUUUUGGCUCCUUUUCGUCACGCUUUUGACCUGGAUGGGUGUACGGUUUAGUGGACAUGCUACACAAGUCGGCGAGACAAUUGACGAUGGUGCGCAACUUCUCGUGGACUAUGCCUCUACAAUCUUUGCGGCAGACGAGGAAAUCAAGGAAGGCCAGUUGGCUGUUUUCUUCCUCAUUCAUCGUAAAUCGUAUGACCGGGAAGACGAUGUUGAGAUGUUCUUUGAACGGGAGCACAUGAUCAUGUUCGAUGACGACGAAGGUAUCAUCCACAUACCACGUCCAAAAAAUUCCAGAUGCAGCUUAUAA
This is a messenger RNA of Dibothriocephalus latus, 417 nucleotides long. The record is from the annotation of a GenBank genome assembly. NCBI's taxonomy places the organism in Eukaryota, Metazoa, Platyhelminthes, Cestoda, Diphyllobothriidea, Diphyllobothriidae.